Messenger RNA from Hippoglossus stenolepis (Pacific halibut), 1426 nucleotides. RefSeq names its product ubiquitin recognition factor in ER associated degradation 1 (gene ufd1l). Lineage: Eukaryota; Metazoa; Chordata; Actinopteri; Pleuronectiformes; Pleuronectidae. Gene Ontology annotation, molecular function: polyubiquitin modification-dependent protein binding. The record is from RefSeq and is a predicted model, not a curated record. The transcript has 12 exons. Gene Ontology annotation, cellular component: VCP-NPL4-UFD1 AAA ATPase complex. Bases 155 to 1087 code for a protein of 310 amino acids.
GUGUCGUCAUUUCCUCUUUCCGGCUCGUACUGUUUCCGGAAGAAGCAGAAGAGAAACAGUGCAAAAAUCCGUAGCUCCUGUGUGAUAGUUUCUAAAAAAAGGCAGAACAGACAUUUCUCCAGUGGACUGAGCAGCAGAGACCAGACCUGUCAACAUGUUUUCCUUCCAGGUCUUCGACCACCCGAUGUCCCGGGGCUUCCAGAACCGCUUCUCCACUCAGUACCGCUGCUACUCGGUGUCCAUGCUGGCGGGACCCAACGACCGCUCCGACGUGGAGAAAGGAGGCAAAAUUAUAAUGCCACCGUCAGCUCUUGACCAGCUCAGCCGGCUUAACAUCACGUAUCCAAUGUUGUUCAAGCUGACCAACAAGAACUCGGACAGAAUGACACACUGUGGUGUUCUGGAGUUUGUGGCAGACGAGGGAAUCUGUUAUCUGCCACACUGGAUGAUGCAGAAUCUCCUGCUGGAGGAAGGAGGAUUGGUGCAAGUGGAAAGCGUGAACCUCAUGGUGGCCACCUACUCAAAGUUCCAGCCACAGAGUCCCGACUUCCUUGAUAUUACGAACCCAAAGGCAGUACUGGAGAAUGCUUUGAGAAACUUUGCCUGCUUGACAACUGGUGACGUCAUAGCUAUCAACUACAAUGAAAAGAUAUAUGAGCUGCGAGUAAUGGAGACCAAGCCAGAUAAAGCAGUUUCCAUCAUUGAGUGCGAUAUGAACGUGGAUUUCGAUGCUCCAUUGGGUUACAAAGAGCCUGAACGACGACCUCAGCACCAGGAGGAACCAACAGAGGAGGAACCAGAUCCCAGCAGUUAUGCAGACAUGGACAUGGGAUUCAGAGCUUUCACGGGUUCUGGUAAUCGUUUGGAUGGUAAAUUAAAGGGAAUCGAGCCCAGUCCCGUUCCUCUCGCUCCAAGUGACAUUAAAAGAGGGAUUCCCAACUACGAAUUCAAAGUCGGCAAAAUCACCUUCAUCAGAAACUCAAGGCCUCAGCCCAGGAGAUUUAUAGAUGAUGAUGAUGCAUUGAACAGAUUCAUCGCCUUCUCGGGCGAAGGACAGUCACUACGCAAGAAGGGCAGAAAGCCUUAAAGAAAGUGGAGAGCUGGGUUAGAAUGAUCAUAUGUAUUAUCACCUUUAACAGUAAAAAUAACUGGUCUUCAGACGCAUUGGCGUAAUAUCAGAUUGAUUUCAUAUAUAUCAGGUUGAUUUUUUUUUCCCACUUCAUAAUUGUUUCAAUUGUAAAGCUCAAUUUGAAUAUGAUAAAUGGAAAUUUGGAGCAAUAAUAGCUCUAGACUUGCAUUGUAAUUAUACAAAAGGGGAUGUUUGAUUAUUUUCACCCUGAGUUAUAGGGAUACAUUACAAGUUGUUUCCUAUUUUUCCUGGUUUAUUUAUAGACAAAAUGAAUAAAGGAUUGUGUUUUGCAGUUAA